AAAUUAUUCAAAAAAAAUUUAGUUGUAUUAGUGAUUUAAUAUUCAUUGUAAAACUGUGAUUCAAUUCUAUUUUAAUUAUUAAUUUCUUUAAAAUAAUCAAAUUUUAUUCCCAAAAAAAUGAGUUCCGCGAUAACAUCAUUAUUUGGUGCCGCGGCUCAAACUUAUGGACAUUUAGCCACAUUUAUUCCAGUAUUAGCUGCAGCCAUAGCAUACUUUCAAUUUGAAAUGAUGGAUCCAGAAUCACGUCCCAUAGAUAUUUCUCCCGAAUUAAUGCUAGAUGAAUAUGAUUUUAUAAUAGUGGGGGCGGGAUCGGCAGGCGCAGUUGUGGCAAAUCGUUUAUCGGAAAUUGAAGACUGGAAUGUUUUAUUAUUAGAAGCUGGUGGAGAUGAAACGGAAAUUAGUGAUGUACCUUUAAUGGCUGGAUAUUUACAACUAAGUAAAUUAGAUUGGAAGUACAAGACGGAGCCACAAUUUACAGCCUGUUUGGGUAUGGUUAAUGGUCGCUGUAAUUGGCCUCGAGGAAAGGUCAUAGGAGGAUCAAGCGUAUUAAAUUACAUGCUAUAUUUACGCGGGAACAAACGAGAUUAUGAUAUUUGGGAAGCGCAAGGUAAUCCUGGAUGGGCUGCCAAAGAUGUACUUCCAUACUUUAAAAAAUCCGAAGAUCAACAGAAUCCGUAUUUAGCACGCACACCAUUUCAUUCCACCGGAGGUUAUUUAACUGUUGGCGAAGCUCCUUGGCAUUCUCCCCUCGCGGCUGCUUUUGUUCAAGCAGGUGUCGAGCUAGGUUACGAAAAUCGAGAUAUAAAUGGAGAAUACCAAACAGGAUUUAUGAUUGCACAAGGAACUACGAGACGAGGAAGCCGAUGUAGUACGGGAAAAGCUUUUUUACGUCCUAUUCGAUUGCGGAAAAAUUUACAUGUAACAAUGAAUGCAUUGGUUACACGAAUUUUAAUUGAUCCAAUGAAAAAAGUUGCAUAUGGAGUGGAAUUCUAUCGAGAGGGGGAAUUCCAUAAAAUUACAGCAACCAAAGAAGUUAUUUUGUCUGGAGGUUCAGUUAAUUCACCGCAAUUGUUAAUGUUAUCCGGAAUUGGACCAAGUGAAGAUUUAAUUCAACAUAAAAUUCCCGUAAUCAGUGAUUUACGAGUAGGACAUAAUUUACAGGAUCAUGUAGGACUUGGUGGUCUAACAUUUAUGCUAAAUCAACAAAUUGGUAUAAUCGAGAGUCGUAUUCAUGCACUGACUAAUGUUUUGCAAUACGCUGUCUUAGGACAGGGCCCUCUCACAGCCCUAGGUGGUGUGGAAGGUUUAGCUUUUGUUAAUACCAAAUACGUGAAUGCGAGUUUAGAUUUCCCGGAUAUUGAAUUUCAUUUUAUUCCGGCGUCUACAAAUUCAGAUGGAGGUCGUCAAUUACGAAAAGCUCAUGGAUUAACUGAGGCUUUUUAUAAUAAAGUUUUUAUGCCUAUUAACGAAAAGGAUACCUGGAGUGUUAUGCCAGUUUUGUUACGUCCUCGAAGUCGUGGUCAUAUAAAAUUACGCAGCAAAAAUCCUUUUGAUUACCCAUUAAUUUACCCAAAUUACUUUCAAGAUGAUUUCGAUAUGAAAACACUUAUCGAAGGAGUAAAAAUUGCUGUCGCUCUCAGUAAAACAAAAUCAAUGCGAAGAUUUGGAAGUCAAUUGAAUCCCUACAAAUUCCCAGCUUGUAUCCACAUUCCAGAAUACACCGACAAAUAUUGGGAAUGUAUGAUUCGACAGUAUUCUGUGACAAUCUAUCAUCCAGUAGGAACAUGUAAAAUGGGUCCAUAUUGGGAUCAAACGGCUGUAGUGAAUCCACAAUUAAAAGUGUACGGUGUCGAUCGAUUACGGGUUAUUGAUGCAAGUAUUAUGCCAACAUUAGUAAGUGGAAAUACAAAUGCACCAGUGAUUAUGAUCGGAGAAAAAGGUUCCGAUUUAAUUAAACAAUUUUGGCUAUCGCCCAGUGUAUUGUGAUUUUAGUUUUAAUCAAAUUUUUGAUCAAAAAUUUAAUUUUUUUAGUGGAAAGUGACAUUUUCGAAUAUUUAGAGAAUUUGAGUGCCCUUCAUAGACAAUUCUGUUGG
This is a messenger RNA of Chrysoperla carnea, 2093 nucleotides long. Its product is annotated as glucose dehydrogenase [FAD, quinone]. The record is from RefSeq and is a predicted model, not a curated record. NCBI's taxonomy places the organism in Eukaryota, Metazoa, Arthropoda, Insecta, Neuroptera, Chrysopidae. Gene Ontology annotation, molecular function: oxidoreductase activity, acting on CH-OH group of donors; flavin adenine dinucleotide binding. The coding region runs from base 118 to 1986 and encodes 622 amino acids. The transcript has 3 exons.